ACACCCAGUCGCAAAUCAACUACCAAUGGGCAAUCUGGGAACCAAAACCAGAACCAGAACCAGAACCAGAACGAGAAACAGCGCAAUGGUUUCAACGCAACCGCCACUACGGCCGCGACUUCUAAGCAUUAUGCUUCUCGAGUAGCGAAGGAAGAGGAAGAGAGACGAAAGUCCUUCUACAAUAUUUUAGGAGACAUGGAUCCUUAUAAGGGAACGCCUAAGGAGUUUAUUCAUCUCCUAGUAAACGCCGCGAUGCGUGAUGAAGAGAUAUCUAAAUCCAUUCACCGAAUGAACCAAGAGAGGAUACAAAAUCCAAGCUCCUGGACACCUAUGAGGCCACAUGAUCCUUUGCCAAUGAAUCAACCUUAUGGAACACCCGACCAACAGUCGAACCAGCAAGCACAAUCGCAGCCAAUUCCGAAUGCGCCUAUGCAACAACCUUUUAUACCGCCUGGGUAUGGACCGCAACCACCGCCACCACCGCCGCCAAUGCAGCACCAAGUCGGAUUUUACGUCUAUCCCCCGGCGACCCCGGGUCAGCCUCAUCAGGUAAUACCGAUGCCAAUGUACGGUUCACCAGCACCGAACAUGUAUCCCCCGUAUCCUCCAUAUCCUCAACCUCAGCCUCAACCUCAAUCUCAACCUCAAUCUCAACCGCAAUCUCAGCCACAACCUUCACCUGGGACGGGGGUUCCGCCUCCCCCUCCUUAUGCUACAGGCGCAUCCCAGAACCAAGCUGGAUUUUCUAUCACGCCUAACCCAGUUGCGCCUAAUAAGCCUCAUACGCACCAAAGCCCUUAUACACCCCUCCCCCCGCAACCUAUACCCCGGCUACCUUCAGCACAGAAAUCUACUGCAUCUAGUAAAGCGGAGACUAGUAUACGCAAGAACGCGAACGCAGCUCGCCAUUCAAAUCCAAGCGACAGCAUUCCUGCGAAUAAUGUCGCCGAUUCGGACAGUAACGCAACCUCGUACCAUACCGCGGAUGUAAUUGAUGAUGCUAAUGAGGACGAGGGUGACGGACCCAAUGAUAAUGACGAUGCCAAUGCGAAUGAUAGCGUCGACAUCAAUCCAGAUGAGAUGGACUUGGACGAUCAAGGUUCGGGACGUAAGGAACAAUCAUGUAAUUUCACAUGGGUCGUGGAUCGAGCCGAGACUCAAUUGGGUUGGACUGGCCAGUUUGAUAAAGAAUCCGAAACCAGACAAGAUACAAUAGGACAGUCUACAGCCUUCAAACUUCAGAAGCUCCUUAAGAGGAUGAACGCCAUGAUCGACAAGCACGUCACCUUCCGCAACCGGGUUCACAUUCUAACGGUGAUGCGUGAAGUGAUCAUGGCAACGCUGGAUACAGACUCUCGCAUCGGUAGUGUAUGUCGAAAGAAUGCCAAAGAGUACGACGAUACGUUCGUAGAGGCUGUGGGGAAGCUGUCGCCGAAACAUAUACGGGGCCUGAAAUCUUUGGAGGACGGUAAAUGGAGGGAGGAGAUGCGAAUGCUUGUCGACGAAGCCAAUCGGCAGUCCAUAUUUCCACGCCUCGCGGAAGUGCUUGCUUUGCUGGAUUCUUAGACAGUUGAAGGGAGGAUUGACUUGGGAUAAGCACGUUGUUUAGUUCACACGAGAUACCCAUUUACUUUAUGUCUUCGGAUUCUUGGGCGGUGGUACGGUAAGGCGUCAGAGGACGGGGUUUAAUUGCGCUGCCUAUAUCGUUUGAUGAUGGCUAUUAUUCCCGAUGUGUGCGUUUUAUAGAUGAUUCUAUGAAUGAAUUCUAUGCUUUAUCUCCUCGUCUUAAUCCUGUCGGUAUAUAACAAAUUACCUAGAUAUCUGAAAGUACCUUGGAAUAGACGCUAAACAAUAGUUACAGUCA
Messenger RNA from Annulohypoxylon maeteangense, 1864 nucleotides. RefSeq lists its product as uncharacterized. The record is from RefSeq and is a predicted model, not a curated record. The transcript has a single exon. Bases 196 to 1566 code for a protein of 456 amino acids. Lineage: Eukaryota; Fungi; Ascomycota; Sordariomycetes; Xylariales; Hypoxylaceae.